This is a messenger RNA of Mangifera indica (mango), 2596 nucleotides long. RefSeq names its product subtilisin-like protease SBT1.4. The record is from RefSeq and is a predicted model, not a curated record. Gene Ontology annotation, biological process: proteolysis. The transcript has a single exon. The coding region runs from base 73 to 2391 and encodes 772 amino acids. Lineage: Eukaryota; Viridiplantae; Streptophyta; Magnoliopsida; Sapindales; Anacardiaceae. Gene Ontology annotation, molecular function: serine-type endopeptidase activity.
UACAAGGCCCAAUAUUCUACAAAGCUUUCUCCAUCUUGUCUUUGAACCAAACAAGAAUUCAGAAAACCUCUCAUGGCCAUCUCCUUCUUCAUCUUCCUCAUCCUCUUUCUCACCCCAACUCUUCUCUCCGCCUCACCUUCAUCAGACGCUCCACAAACCUUCAUCAUACACGUGUCAGAAUCCCACAAGCCAUCCCUCUUCUCCUCCCACCACCACUGGUACGCCUCUAUCAUUCAUUCUCUGCCUCCCUCUCCCCAACACUCUUCCAAGAUCCUUUACUCAUACAACAAAGCCAUCAAUGGCUUCUCCGCUCAUCUCACGGCCUUCCAGGCGGAAAAGUUGAAAGAACAUCCUGGAAUUCUGUCGGUAAUACCUGACGAAAGUCGCCAGCUUCACACCACGCGUACUCAUCACUUUCUUGGAUUGUCCGAUGACUCCGGGCUCUGGCCCAACUCAAACUACGCGGAUGAUGUUAUAAUCGGAGUUCUGGACACCGGAAUAUGGCCUGAUCGUGGGAGUUUUUUCGAUUUUGGAUUGUCCAAUGUUCCCGGAAAAUGGAAAGGAAUCUGUGAAACUGCUCCAGACUUUCCUGCUUCGGCUUGUAACGGGAAGAUUAUCGGAGCUAAAGCAUUUUUUAAGGGGUACGAGGCUUCUCUGGGGAGACCUAUGGAUGAAACGAAGGAAUCAAAAUCUGCUAGGGAUACAGAGGGGCAUGGAACUCAUACAGCUUCAACUGCUGCCGGAGGUUUGGUUUCUAAUGCGAGUUUUUAUGAGUAUGCUUACGGUGAAGCUAGAGGUAUGGCUAUAAAGGCUCGGAUUGCUGCGUAUAAAAUUUGUUGGAAACUUGGUUGUUUUGAUUCUGAUAUACUUGCUGCAAUGGACCAAGCUAUUGCUGAUGGUGUUGAUGUGAUUUCUUUAUCUGUUGGGGCUACCGGUUUUGCUCCUCAUUAUGAUCAUGACUCCAUAGCCAUUGGCGCUUUUGGGGCGGUAAAAAAUGGCGUUGUUGUUUCGUGUUCUGCCGGAAACUCUGGCCCUGGUCCCUAUACUGCUGUGAACAUUGCGCCUUGGAUUUUGACUGUCGGUGCUUCAACGAUUGAUCGGGAGUUCCCUGCGGAUGCAAUUCUUGGAGACGGGACAGUUCUUGGUGGCGUCUCAUUGUACUCUGGUGAGGCUUUACCUGAUUUUAAGCUGCCUUUGAUUGAUGCUGGUGAUUGUGGGAACAGAUUUUGUUACAUAGGAAGUCUGCAGCCUGAAAGAGUUCAAGGGAAAAUUGUUGUUUGCUAUAGAGGAGGGAAUGCUAGAGUUGAAAAAGGAAGUGCUGUGAAACUUGCUGGUGGAUUAGGCAUGGUUUUGGCUAAUACUGCUGAAAGUGGUGAAGAAUUGAUUGCAGAUUCGCAUCUUCUACCCGCCACAAUGGUGGGGGAAAUUGCAGGCAGAAAGAUCAGAGCUUAUCUCAAAUUGAGUCAAUUUCCAACAGCUACAAUUAAGUUCUAUGGCACUGUGAUCAGUCCUUCGCCGCCUGCUCCAAAAGUUGCAGCCUUCUCAAGCCGAGGUCCAAACCAUUUGACACCAGAGAUUCUGAAGCCUGAUGUCAUUGCUCCUGGCGUUAAUAUCUUGGCUGCUUGGACUGGUUCAAAUGGACCAACUGACCUAGACAUUGAUCCUAGAAGAGUUGAUUUCAACAUUAUUUCAGGUACCUCAAUGUCUUGUCCUCAUGUCAGCGGACUUGCUGCGUUGCUCCGGAAGGCAUAUCCAAAUUGGUCGCCUGCUGCAAUCAAAUCUGCUUUGAUGACAACCGCUUAUAACCUGGACAAUUCAGGGGAAAAUAUUAAGGAUCUUGCUAGUGGUCAAGAAUCAACACCGUUUAUCCAUGGUGCUGGCCAUGUUGAUCCUAACAGAGCUCUCAAUCCCGGAUUGGUGUAUGAUAUUGACGGAAGUGACUAUGUUUCAUUUCUUUGCUCAAUUGGUUAUGAUGCUAAAAGAAUUUCGGUUUUUGUUCGAGAGCCUGUCAGCCCAGAUACAUGUUCAGGCAAAUUAGCUAAUCCAGGAGAACUCAAUUAUCCAUCAUUCUCCGUUGUUUUUGAGUCCAACACUGAUGUCGUGACAUACAAGAGAGUGGUGAAGAAUGUUGGGAAUUUAGCUGAUGCUGUUUAUGAGGUUGAAAUAAAGUCUCCACCUAAUGUUGCAGUCAUUGUGUCUCCUCAAAAGCUUGUGUUCAGUGCAGAAAAGCAAAGUCUUUCAUAUUUAGUAACAUUCUCUGGUAUUGGUUUGGGUGGAGCUGGUGUUAACUCACAAAAGUUUGGAGCCAUUGAAUGGAGUGAUGGAGUUCACCAUGUGAGGAGCCCCAUUGCAGUUAGAUGGAAGAGCCAAGGUUCAGUUGACUCCAUGUAAUUUGGGACGCUUUCAGGCUUUCUAAGCCUCUUGUUCACUUAAUGCACACUGAAGAUAGGCAAAACUACUUAUAUAAUAUUUCUUUUUUCUUCAAUGAAGUAGCCAAGAAUGGCAACAAUUCUGGGAGAAAUCUGAAAUUUGUAGUAGUGAGUAGUGUAAAUUAAUUGAAGUAAUAAAUUUCCUUAAAAAGGUGUUGAAGCCCUUA